AUGGGGAGUUUAUCUUCUGGGGAAGACGAAGAAGGCUCUUCCGAGAGAUGCGGAAGCUACAGCCCCAGCGCCGACAUUAGCGAAUCAGAGAGUUCGAGCAGCUUCUCGUGCCUCCGCUUCGACGGCGAGGGAGCCUCAAGCUCGAUGACGUCGUCUCCCCGAGGCGGCGGGAGAGGAUUUUACUUCCCGGCGCCUGUUAUGCUUCCGGUGAUCGGUGGGAAAGAUGUGGUUUGGGAUGACAAGUCAGAUAAACCGGAGAGCGAUUUAUCCGAAAUUGAGAUGAUGAAGGAGAGAUUUGCGAAGCUGCUUCUCGGGGAGGACAUGUCAGGGGGAGGUAAAGGGGUUUGUACGGCGCUUGCAAUCUCCAACGCCAUCACCAAUCUCUCUGCGACUGUGUUUGGGGAGCUAUGGAGGCUGGAGCCUCUUGCUCCGCAGAAGAAGGCGAUGUGGCGUAGAGAACUGGAAUGGUUACUCUGUGUGAGCGAUUCCAUCGUUGAGCUCAUUCCUUCAAUCCAGCAGUUCCCCGGAGGCGGGACCUAUGAGAUCAUGGAGACUCGGCCGCGUUCUGAUCUGUACGCCAACCUCCCGGCUCUCAGGAAGCUCGAUGCAAUGUUGAUUGAUAUGCUCGACGGUUUCUCCGAUACUGAGUUCUGGUACACUGAUCGCGGCAUUGCUCUGGGAGAGUGUGAAAAGGAUUCCUACGAUUCUCCAGCUUCCGUCAGGCAGGAGGACAAGUGGUGGCUGCCUUGCCCCAAGGUUCCCCCUAAGGGCCUGUCUCAAGAGGCGAGGAAGAAACUGCAGCAGUGUCGCGACUUUGCUAACCAGAUCCUCAAGGCUGCAUUGGCAAUUAACAGCGGUGUGCUCGCGGAAAUGGAGAUACCCGACCCUUACUUGGAGGCACUGCCCAAGAGCGGGAAGGAAUGCCUUGGAGAGACCAUCUACCAGUACUUGACCGCAAGCAACUUCUCACCCGAAUGUCUCCUAGACUGUCUUGAUCUCUCAUCGGAACAUCAGACCAUUGAAAUCGCCAACCGGAUCGAGGCUGCGGUGCACGUGUGGAGACGGAAGACAGGGCGGAGGCACAAGAAGCAGGGGAAACUAAAGCUGUCUUCAUGGAGUGGCAAGGUCAAGGGCCUUACCGAGCGAAAUGGUAACCUUGUGCAGAGAGCUGAGACCCUCCUGCAGAGUCUGAGGAUCCGUUUCCCGGGCCUUCCCCAGACAACGCUGGACAUGAACAAGAUUCAGUACAACAAGGAUGUGGGGCAAUCCAUUCUGGAGAGUUACUCGAGGGUGACGGAGAGCAUGGCCUUCAACAUCACGGCCAGAAUAGAUGACGUGCUUUAUGUUGAUGAUGCCAUGAGAAGAUCCGUCUCCGCCACGGAGUCGCUCUCCCUAUUCAGCAUCAGUGGAGGCAAGGCGCAGAGAACCGGGUCUCCAUUUGCAUCGAGGAGAGCACCGCCGCUGUACACUGGAAUAUUGGGUGAGACGGAGAAAGCAUGGUCGUAUGCCGGAAAUCUGAGUUCAACAAGGGGGAAAUGGAACACAAGAGAAAAGAAAAGGAAGCGGAACAACAAAAUGUAUUUCGACAGAUUCUGGUCAAGUCCUACAGCUCAAUCGUAUACCGUCGUUAAUCAUGUACCUACUGAUAUGUACUUGCACGCUCAUGGCGACUCUUAA
Messenger RNA from Thlaspi arvense, 1677 nucleotides. The record is from the annotation of a GenBank genome assembly. Lineage: Eukaryota; Viridiplantae; Streptophyta; Magnoliopsida; Brassicales; Brassicaceae.